AUGGGUGUGAGCGAUCCAAAUCCACAGGAAAACAUCAACGCAGGUCUGCAGAAGCGUGCAGAGUUCACACAGGGCAGUAAUGUGGUGGACAUGAUUUCACCAUUACAUAUUGACAUGUUUUUUCAAGAGCGCUACCUCAUCAGUAGUGUUGACCUAAAAAUCAAGCUGCAACGAAGCAAAAAUCAAUUCUGCCUGAUGUCUUCGGAGGCAGAUGCAAGCUACAAGGUGGUGAUCAUGGAGGCCGCCCUUUUUGUGCGGAAAGUCAGACUGGCGUCAUCCUACUUUCUGUCUAUUGAAAACCAACUGGCUAGAGAGACGGUAAAAUACCCCAUCCGCAGGAUUGAAGUAAAACCCAUCACCAUACCAAGAGGUCACCUCACUACCAGCACUGACAACGUCUUCCUAGGUCAAAUACCUCGACGUGUGGUGGUCACGUUAGUUGAAAACACCGCAUUCCAAGGUUCAUAUGCAACAAACCCAUUCAACUUUCAACACUUCAACCUUAACUACAUAGGUCUCAACAUCAACGGAGAGACGGUCCCACACAAGGCUCUGACACCAUCGUUCCCACAGGGAGAUUUCAUCAAAUCUUACUACACUCUGUUCGGCCCCACUGAGAAACAAGGACGUGACAGCGGAAAUCAAAUCAGUCGUGAAGAUUUUGACAAAGGCUAUGCCUUCUACUGCUAUGACCUCACACCGGACCUGUGCAGUUCUGGACAGGGGCACUUCAACAUCGUAAAACACGGGAACGUUCGUCUGGAGUUACAUUUUGCACAGGCUCUGGAGAACACCGUCGUGGUUCUAGUUUGGGCCGAGUUUGAAAACUUGAUCGAAAUCAACAAUCACAGGAACGUCCAGUUUGACUACACCAACUGA
Branchiostoma floridae (Florida lancelet) is the source of this 879-nucleotide messenger RNA. RefSeq lists its product as uncharacterized. Gene Ontology annotation, biological process: deoxyribonucleotide biosynthetic process. Gene Ontology annotation, cellular component: cytosol. Lineage: Eukaryota; Metazoa; Chordata; Leptocardii; Amphioxiformes; Branchiostomatidae. Gene Ontology annotation, molecular function: ribonucleoside-diphosphate reductase activity, thioredoxin disulfide as acceptor. The coding region runs from base 1 to 879 and encodes 292 amino acids. The record is from RefSeq and is a predicted model, not a curated record. The transcript has a single exon.